AUGGAAGAGUCAUACGACGAGAGUCGCGUUCUGCGCGCGCCACCAGAGUCUCGCCUUCUCCCGUGCCAGUCGCGUAUAUACGUCGACCGGGCCACGUUCCUGGCGUCCAUCGGCGCCGCGCUGACGUCACUGCUACAGCUGACGUGUACAUUGUGCUACGACAAGCACGCCAACGGGCUGACGUUGGCGGCGCUCCUCCGGUGGAAGCUGGGCAACUCCGCGGUCAAGUUGCACCGCGCGGCCGCGCAGGGCGCGCCGAAACUAAGUGACGUCAGCGGAGGCGAUGCGAACGAACUAAAACGGAAGGCCUCUGCGCUGUGGGACAGGUUGCCGGUCGAACACCGUGGUGAUCCAAGUCCAACCGACUUUCAGCUCUGCACCCAUCAUCCUCCGCAAUCAUCUACCCCCCCAAGCGGCCAGGCUCCAGAAGACGGCUCUGCACCAAAAGGUCGGUCCCUUUUCCAGGCGUUGUAA
Messenger RNA from Klebsormidium nitens, 474 nucleotides. Lineage: Eukaryota; Viridiplantae; Streptophyta; Klebsormidiophyceae; Klebsormidiales; Klebsormidiaceae. The record is from the annotation of a GenBank genome assembly.